Messenger RNA from Mizuhopecten yessoensis (Yesso scallop), 2497 nucleotides. RefSeq names its product 2-aminoadipate transaminase-like. The record is from RefSeq and is a predicted model, not a curated record. Gene Ontology annotation, biological process: biosynthetic process. The transcript is spliced from 11 exons. Bases 122 to 1381 code for a protein of 419 amino acids. Gene Ontology annotation, molecular function: pyridoxal phosphate binding; L-2-aminoadipate:2-oxoglutarate transaminase activity. Lineage: Eukaryota; Metazoa; Mollusca; Bivalvia; Pectinida; Pectinidae.
GUUAAGCACGGAUACAUAUGUGCAAACACGUUCCCUUUAAGGCGAUAGAUAGUCGGCAACAUAAAAAGCAGAAAGAGUUGUUAUUAUACGAUUGCAUGCUGUAAACAAGGACUUGUCAUGAAUGAUGGCUUCGAAGGAGAUGUUGGAUGAGCAUAGCUUCCAGCGACAAGCUGAAAUAAUAUCCUUUUCUGUCGGAGCUCCAGGGCCUUUUACUAUGAAGGGAUGUAAAGAGAUUGUGAUGCAAUCGACAGCAUUGGCAAUGAAGGACCCAGAACAGGAGCAGUUCAUUUUCCAAUACGGACCAACACAAGGAGACCCAGUUUUUCGAAAAGAUCUUGCAGAGUUCUUAAGCAAAGAGUAUGACGAUCAUGUUAAAAGCGACAACCUCAUGGUGACAGUCGGUGCCACCCAUGGCCUCCAUGUGACUGCAAGUAUUCUUUUCGACCAUAACUUACCCAUCUUCGUGGAGGAUCCCACUUUUCACUUAGCCUUCAAAAUUCUGAAGGAUGAUUUGGGCAAGACCGUUAUACCAGUACCUACUAGUGAAGAUGGUGUUGAUUUGACUCGCUUGGAAGAACUGUUACAAGAGAACAGGGCAAAAGCCGGAGACAAGGCGACAUGGAAGAGUCCUUUCUGGACAAUGCUGUAUACAAUGACAGUUUACGGCAAUCCUACAGGCCAAUGUUCCUCUCCAGAACAAUGUAGGAAACUGAUAAACCUAGCACGGAAAUAUGACGUGCUUCUGUUCUCGGAUGACGUAUAUAACCUGUUCCACUUUGGGAAAGGUAAACAACCAGCACGUCUGCUCGCCUAUGACAAAAGUGACGAUCCUAAUUACAUCGGUUGUGUCCUUUCCAACGGAACGUUCUCAAAGAUAUUUGCUCCCGGAAUCCGACUUGGCUGGAUGGAGGGUCACAAAGAAAUGGUGGAUCUACUUGCGUGUUGCUACACUUCAUACUGCACCGGAAGCUUUAACCAUUACAUGUCCCUCGUGAUGUCUGCCGCCAUACAGCUGGGUCUCAUGACCACACACCUUAACCGAAUCCGUGGUGUAUAUAAGACAAGGAUGGGACUAAUGUGCGACGCCCUGCAAAAGUAUCUCCCGACUGGCUUUACAUUUAACCGGCCGCAGGGUGGCUUUUUCAUAUGGGUAACCAUGCCAGAGACUAUGGACGCAAAGGUCUUACAGAAGUUUGCCAAGAAAUUCAAUGUCGUCUAUAUAGACGGAGAAAGUACCUCCCCAACGUGUAGCUUCAGGAAUUGUAUCCGCUUAACGAUAAGUUUCUGUGAUACCGACCAGAUCGAAGAAGGAACCCAAAGACUUGCGAAAGCAAUACAGGCCUACAGGAAUUCGUUGGAUGAGCCGACCCCAACACAAUAAAAUCUCGACACCAUGUCCCACGAUUUAUUUGCCUUUCGCUUACUGCGAACAUGUUUAAAUCCUUUCAUUUUCUGCUUGGGAAGUCCUUCUUACGUCUUCCUAUUCACACUUACAAACAAUGGCAGAUAACGAGGUAUAAGUGUACUACAUCACGAAGUUAAACUGGCCAUCGCUUGUCUUAAUUUUGUUUGCCGUAUCCAAGGACUUUGUGCUCUAUUUUAUACAAAAGCCUGUGGAUUUAAUGUUGAGGACAGUCUAGAAAGUGUAACCAUUGCGAAUCCCUGUGGGAGACAAACAUUUGCGAGAUAUGGUUUUUGUUUACAAUUAUUUGCAUGUCAAAGAUAACUGUCGACUAAGGAUUAUGUGGUUCCGGGUUAAAGCGGGAAAGCCAAGCAAUGUUUGCUUUGAUAAGUGACUAUAACAAUUCUUGUUAUCAGUGAAUAUUUGGGAGUAAUUGAAUUUCCGCUAAUGCUCCAGCUCAAUAUUUUGAGGUUAUACCGUUUAAUCUAAAACAAAGGCAUCACAUAAAGUGAUGACGUGGUAGACUACAAUGUUUCCCGCGGCAUUUUUAAUUCUAACUUCUGAUUAGUUGAUGUUUGCACGACGAUGAAAUUAUAGCGCGUUGUUGUGCUUUGCGCAAAAAUGCUUCUCAUUUUUUUUAUAUCAGAAAUGAUUAAGUAUUCAUUAACUAUGAACUAAAAAUUCUGUCUUUUUAAAAUUCUUCAAAUAGAACAGACACAUUCCUUGAAGGAUCAAUAGUAUCCAACAAUACUUUACUAUUAUGAUGCAAAAGUAAUUACUUAUAUGACGUCAAAAACGGAUUUGAACGCCAACUAAACUUUUUUAUUUUUUUUUAUUUUUUUUUAUUUAAACAUAUUUAUUGCCCAAAAUUUGGGCAGAGGAUUAGGCACCAGUAAUAUCAACUUAGCAUACACCCUUUCCUCUAAUACAGUGCAUAUUGAUAUACAUGAUAGCAUUUAUAUCAUACAAUUAUUAUAUUUUACUCAAAACUUGCUGCUGGAUUUGAUGAAAAGUUGCACGUGUCUGAAUACUUUUGAAUUGGUAUCUACGGACAGAUUUGCAUUGUCAAAUACAAAUAAAACUACAUUAUCUGGA